GCAGGAGGUAGUGGUUGCAGCCUGGGGAAGGGAAAGUGUUGCACGCGCGUCAGAAGAAAAUUUGACUCAAGUUCCUUACCGGGUCUGUGGAUCCCUCAAGUUUGGCUGUUCCGGGGCUCCCGGGACCCUCCCUGGGCUCCUCUGUAGGACCGUCGAAACGCAAGAAACGCCUCAGGAUGAGAAAACUGGUUCUGAGUCCUUGGGUCCACGUUUCCUCCAGGACACGUUUCUUCAGGCCUCCCAAAUUGCGCCAGAGCAGAUCGCAGGACCGCGCCGUUUUGCCGAUGCAUCGGCGAUGCGGCUCGAUCUGGAACCCGUUCUUCUCCAUCCCGCCGUCGCCGAUGCAUCGUCGAUGCACCGGCGAUGCGGCGCGAUCCUUCGACCCCAUCUGCUCCGGCCCCAUUCGGGAAGCCAAAAGGUGACGAUAUCGGGAAGGCCGUGCAUGAGAUUCUGGGGAGCGAGGCGCUACCGCAUCAAGCGUCGCAGGACCUGCAGACGCGGACUGCCAGGCGGCGGAGAGCCCUCCGAGCCUACGAUCGGCAUCGUGGAGCCGAUAGUGAGUCAGUUGCCGAAGCCCGAAAAGGAAACGCUCAUGCAGAUCUUGCGCCUGCUCUCGGCCCCCGUGUACUCCUCGUGGCUGCCGAUCCUCAUCGGGGGCUCCGUCUUUGCGGGCAUCCGGGCCCGCGGCCUGCGCCAGGCCGCCAAGGGCUCCCAGGCGCUCCUCGAGUACCUCUGUACCCGGACCGUGUUGCUCAAAAGCGCCGACGCCGUGGCGUCGAUCGGCAGGGCCAUGGGCGAGAGGGGCGUGCUGCAGAGCGGCAUCCAAAGGGGGCAGGGAACCCAAAACAGACCAAGAGAGAGGGGCUUCUCCAGGGUUGGUCAGGGAUCCCGCCCUCGAGGUCAAUCCCUGACCCAGCCCAGAUCGCCCCCUCCCAUUCUUCUCCCUCCUCCGUCUCCCCCUCCUCCUCCUCCUCCUCUUCCUUCCUCCCCCUCCUUAGCUCGGGGCGUGGCCGCGGGGGGACCGGAGCGCGGACAGCAAGGGGCGCCGGAGCGUGGUGGGCCAGAGCCGGCGGCGCGGCCCGCGAGGCCGAGGUCCCUGACCGUAGCACGGCGCGCCGCUUCCUGGCGACCUUUUGGCGAUCCUCGAUCGCGUGUGGCAGGCAGACGCUCGCCUCGGGCGAGGGGGCGGGGGGAAAGGAGGGGGGGAAGGGGAGGGAAGGGGGGGGCGAGGGGGAGAGGGCCUGGCCAUUAAAAACACAACGCGGGUACGAGGAACGCGCAGGCACCUUGACCUCGCGGACGGGCGCCCCGCCUGCUCAGUAGUAGGUGCCGUCGUUUUUGCCCUGCGCGUCCAGGAUGCCCUUCCAAUAAUCUGCCUCGUAGGCCUUCUUCGCGUUGGUGUCAACCUGCACCUCGAUGUCGCCGCCGAAGAAGCCAGAACGCGCCUCGAAGAUCGCCAGCUUCUUCUUUUCGAUCACCAGGCCAGUGAGGGGACCGAUGAUGGGUGGGCUAGGGCACCAGUCGAUCAGCUCACCGUCGCCAACUUUCCACGACGAGCCAUGCAGCGGGCACACGAUCGUAUCGCCGAUGACGUCAGCACCCUCGCUCAUCGGAGUGCCGAGGUGAGGGCACAGAUUGCCCACGCAGAAGAGCUUGCCGCCCUCCGUCUUGCCCACCAGCACGUCGACGCCGCCCAGGUUGAUCGCCCGGAGCUCGGUGGGGGCGAGGUCGCUCUCCCGGAAGCCCGUCUUGAUCCACGCGAGCGCCGGCAAGAUGGUCUGCGUGGUGUACCUGGCCGCGGUCUUCGAGGGCCUGCCACGUCCAGCGCCGAUCGGCGCCACGAAGGCCCGGCUGCGGUAGAGAGCCAGCAAGGCCACCACGGCGAGGGCGCAGGCCCUGGAAGCCGAGCGCAUGGUGCCUGCGGGCGUGUCGCGUGCUCCGUGGAGCGUGCACCGAGGGCUGUCCACGGAAUCCGAGCGCAAACGGCCACGGGGACGGGACAACGCCAGACAGGGCAGAAGAAGAGAAACGUGUUCACCACAAACAAAACACACCAACCGACGGCCAAGGGUCCGCGGUGACUCCUUGGAUCGGCGGUGGACUCCCCCCUCCCCUGGCGCGCGGGCGGCGCCAGGGGCGGCGCCCGAGGCACCGCCAGG
Messenger RNA from Prorocentrum cordatum, 2159 nucleotides. NCBI's taxonomy places the organism in Eukaryota, Dinophyceae, Prorocentrales, Prorocentraceae. The record is from the annotation of a GenBank genome assembly.